GGGCAAAAGAAGGGUUUUGCUUGUUCAGAUCCCAUAAAGAUUGGAUAACUAUUGGUGUAUGAUUUGCUUGGAUAAGCAUGCCUUAGGCGUCUUCGUCACCCUCUCAAUUAUUUAUUUAAUAUUACACCAGUAUCUUCCAAUAUAUUAGUAUUUGAUAUCCGAGCUGCCAGCAAUCCUGGAAGAAAAAAAACUGAGUGGAAAAUAAUUUUACGUAAUGAUGUGGAGAACCGAUCAAUGGAUAUGCCUAGAAGAAAUAAAGACAAAAGGAAAUGAAGUGUCUUAAGGUCGUUUAAACCGUAGCAAAUGCAAAGGCGGGGAGAAAGAUGGCCUGGUUAAUCCGAUCCAAAGCUCGAUUGCUUGUAUCAGCAACAAGGCCAUUGCGGGCACCUGUCGACUCUUUUCAUUGCUCACGUUUCUCUGAUCUUACUGAUCACUCUGUUUUCAGUUUCCCAAGGAAAUGGCUUCGUUCAAAGGCGAGGAGAUUGAAUGAUGUGGAUGACAACCAAUCAGGAUCAUCGUCCUCACCCCAUAUCAAUAGGAGGACCACAGUUUCACAGUUGGAGGUUUCAAGCAAUUCGCGUGUCAGGGUGGACUUGUUUGAUGAGUUGAAACAGAGAUUUCUGAGUUUUAAAGAGCACAAAUAUUUCAGGGAAGAAUUGGAGCAUUUUCAAACCCUUAAAGAAGCUCAAUCACCCAAGUUCAUGGUAAUUGCUUGUGCAGACUCCAGGGUAUGCCCUUCUACGAUUCUUGGAUUUCGACCUGGAGAAGCCUUCAUGAUUCGAAAUGUUGCAAAUCUUGUUCCUCCGUUUGAGAAUGGACCAUCGGAAACUAAUGCUGCCCUUGAGUUUGCAGUAAAAACUCUUGAAGUUGAAAACAUAUUAAUCAUUGGUCACAGUUGCUGUGGAGGAAUUCAAACCCUUAUGAGCAUGCGAGACGAUGGAGACUCCAGUUUUAUCAAAAGCUGGGUUACAACUGGGACAGUUGCCAAGUUAAGAACAGAAGCUGCGGCAAACCACCUUAGCUUUGAUCAACAAUGCAGACUCUGUGAGAAGGAAUCCAUAAACCGCUCACUACUGAACUUGCUAACAUAUUCCUGGAUAGAAGACAGGGUGAGGAAAGGACUGCUUUUUGUUCAUGGAGGAUACUAUGAUUUUCUGAAUUGUACAUUUGAGAAGUGGACGCUUGAUUUCAAGGGAAGCAGUGGUGAAGAAGGGGCCAGGCUCUUAGUCAAAGACCAAGAACUUUGGUGCUGAUUGUCUUGCCCUUGUAUCCAUCAUAGAUAGAAAUCUUCCUUCCCGUAAAGAUCGAAAAUGUAAACAAAAUUGAUUUGAAGAUCUUCAUAGGGACUAAUCAUUGUUAUAAACCAAGAAAAUUAUAUCACUACUAAGCCACAUUAUAAUACAGAUUUUUGUGGAAAUGAAUUGAACCACAUUGCAUUUUGCAAUUGCUA
Messenger RNA from Theobroma umbraticum, 1450 nucleotides. RefSeq names its product beta carbonic anhydrase 5, chloroplastic-like. Gene Ontology annotation, biological process: carbon utilization. The record is from RefSeq and is a predicted model, not a curated record. Gene Ontology annotation, molecular function: carbonate dehydratase activity; zinc ion binding. NCBI's taxonomy places the organism in Eukaryota, Viridiplantae, Streptophyta, Magnoliopsida, Malvales, Malvaceae.